CACCACACCGAAGCAAAGGAUUGCAGAGACAGUAUGGUUUCAGUGAUAAAGAAGUGGGAUACAUAAGCAGUGCUUUUAACAUCCCCUAUGUCAACAACAAAGAUAUUGUCAAUGGGUUGAUUGCUCACAUCGAUGGUUGUCUUCAUGAAUACAACAGGAAUGAUUACUAUGCACCCUUUACAGCGAUUGUGCAAGGUAGUGGGGUCGGAAAAUCACGUUCAAUUAAAGAAGUCGCAAAGGAAUGCUAUUGUAUCUACAUCUGUUUGCGAAAAGCAAAUAGUACUGGUUAUCCAUUUCGGUCUAAGAUCACUGAUACUCUGGUGUCAACAGAGCUCAGAGAUUCUACUGAGGAUCAGAUCAAGGCACAUUAUGUCAGUUUUUUAAUUGCCGCGAUACAACAAGCCAGCAAGAUCAUUAUGGAAAAAAAUAUGAACCCUGCCAAAUGGUUUCGUUAUCAUGUAGAAAAUCCGGAUGGCUCACAGAUGGCAGAAUUCUGGAACAAGGUGAGGAACAACAUGAAAGAAGUUGUGACCAACAUGGAGAAUGGUGGUGAACAAGAUUCAAGUGCACACAAGGAUGCCACACAUGCUGAUUUUUUGACACAGUGUUUGCAAAAGUGUGCAGCAACAUUUCAGGGAAAGUCAAUUUCCAGAAGACAGCAGGCCAGUUUGAUUUUCGUCUUUGAUGAAGCUCGCACGAUGAUUUCUUCUGAGUUCAAUUACUUCGUACAUUUUUGCCGUGCUUUGCAGUGUAUUUCUGAAGAGGAAUAUGUUUUUGUCCUCGUCAUGGACACUACCUCAAGGAUAACAAACUUCAUGCCUCUCAAGGAAUUUGAUCCAUCAGAUCGUAUACUUUUAACCAAGAAAAAGUUACUCAUUCCUUAUGUUCUCAUUGGCGGAUUUGAUCUUCUCGUAACAACAGCAUAUCAGCAACUGUGCAACAAAUGGCUUAAUGACGACAUACCCUCAGACUGGAAUGGGGUACCUGCGACACUUAAAGAUAUCAGUCAUCCCUUUUGGCUGGCAUGUCUUGGACGGUCUCUUCAUGGAUCUUACCUGCAAGCUACUAAAGAAAAUUGGGUUGUUUCAUUCCAUGCUUUAAUGAAUAUGUUGAAAAGCAAACUGCUAGGUUCAGCUUCUUCUACAUAUCUUACAGAUCAGAAAAAGCUUUCCACAACUACAGCAUUAGCAGUCCUAGGCCCGCGGUUGUGCAUUGAUGUGGUACCAUCUUCCUCUCUUUCUUCUGAACUUGUUGCAUCAAGAAUGGCUGUGUGCACACAUAUCUCAGAACAGCGAGACAUGGUCUACAUGUGCUACCCAUCGGAACCACUCCUUGCAGAAGCAUCAGCACAACUCAUGAAUGAGACUGGAGCGAUGCGGAUGCUUUUGCCUCCACUUCUUUCUGCAGUGCGUUAUGGUUUGGUUGAGGGUGGCUAUCAAGGUGAGUUGGUAGCACGUUGUAUCCUGCUGAUGGCAUGGGAUGAAACAUGCAAGAAACAGACUGGUUAUAAAGAAGCAGACAUGCAAUUUUCCCGGCCUCUCAGGGUGCGGGAUUAUCUGAUGACUCUUCUUGGGAAAGAUGGCAUAAAUCAAAUAGGAGGGAUCAGCCAGAGAGAACGUGCUCGCUUCCUCAAUGGGUUCAUUUUCUUCAACCACUUUCUCUUGUUGCGAUACACUCCAAGCAAAAUGCAGCUUUUGCGGUUAAUGAGGCAAGGUGUUGCUGCACUAUGUAAACGAAACCAACAAGGCAUUGAUGCAGUGUUUGGCGUUUUGCUCACCAGCAUGGAUGAUGACAUGUUUUCAAGUCUGUCUGUGUUUGGCAGGUCAAAAGACCCUAAACAAUAUUAUCCUGCCUAUCGAGAGCCAGAUGACAACUUACCUGAAGUAGGGAGAUAUAUAGGAGUGUAUGAUUCUGAAUCAGGUGCAGCUGAAAGUAUGGACAUUAGUUCUGAUAAUAUGGAUCUGGAGAAUAUUGAUGACAGCAAGGUUGGUGUUGUGACCUUGCAGUUUCAGAAUUAUCUUCAUUCAGAAGAUGCAAAGUAUGUGACUGCAACAGCAAAGGUUAACACGACAUAUUCUCAAAUCGAAAGUAAGCCAAAUGCACCAUUUCUUUCACUUUAUAUGCAACUUGGCUCUAAUAAGUGGAAAGUUGAAAGACUUGUUGAAGACAAAAGCAACCAAAAACGUCGUCAAGCAGCUAGUUCAUCUCAACAGAAGAAUGAAGGUUCAGAUGAGUCAGCUGAAACACGUGAAGCUCGACUGAAGUACCAGAUGGCUGUUGCAGUUUUUGGCAUGGAUUAUCCUUUUUUUAAAGCAAUUUCUGAGCCUGUGAUCAGUCCCAAUAGCAAGACACGCAGUGGAACAACACUCGAGUUGGGAGUAAUAAUCAAGAAAGAGCUAAGAGAUCUUUUGGAGUCACACCCUGAUCCCAUAAA
This is a messenger RNA of Paraglomus brasilianum, 2434 nucleotides long. The record is from the annotation of a GenBank genome assembly. Lineage: Eukaryota; Fungi; Glomeromycota; Glomeromycetes; Paraglomerales; Paraglomeraceae.